Messenger RNA from Sphaeramia orbicularis (orbiculate cardinalfish), 2644 nucleotides. RefSeq names its product GTP dependent ribosome recycling factor mitochondrial 2 (gene gfm2). Lineage: Eukaryota; Metazoa; Chordata; Actinopteri; Kurtiformes; Apogonidae. The record is from RefSeq and is a predicted model, not a curated record. Gene Ontology annotation, cellular component: mitochondrion. Gene Ontology annotation, molecular function: GTPase activity; GTP binding. The transcript is spliced from 20 exons. The coding region runs from base 293 to 2560 and encodes 755 amino acids. Gene Ontology annotation, biological process: mitochondrial translation; ribosome disassembly.
AUCCAGAGGAUAUGUUUUGAAGCUACGCCAAAUGAAAGCGUGACAUUUGACAGUUUCGUGGAUUGUCCUGUUUUGAGGGUCAUUUUUGUACGUUUAAAACCAACUUCAAAGUGUAGGUCUUUUUUUCAGUGUUAGCCAUAAGAAUGAGCUGACAAUGAUCCGGCCAACCUUUGUUUUGGAUGUAAUAUUUCUCCAUUAUGGCUCACCUGAAGUCUCUUCUAAUUCGGAUGUAUGAGCUUAGAAGAUAAGGAGGUUACAGAUACCUCACAGAGGUGUUUGAAAAUUUAACAGGAUGAUUUGGGGAAGGUAUGUGUUAGCUGUUGGGCGCCAGUUCUGCAGAUGCAGAGUGAGCAGUCAUAUAAAAAGACAGUACAGCUUUCUCCCAGAUGAAGUCAAAUCACUGCGGACUGUGGUCAACCCUGACAUAUCCAAGAUUCGAAACAUUGGCAUCAUGGCUCACAUUGAUGCGGGAAAGACAACAACCACAGAGAGGAUGCUGUAUUACUCUGGUUAUAUAAGGGCACUAGGAGAUGUAGAUGAUGGGGAUACAGUCACAGAUUUCAUGGCUCAAGAGAGGGAGCGAGGCAUCACCAUACAGUCAGCAGCAGUCACCUUUGAUUGGAAAAGUCACAGAAUAAACCUCAUAGAUACUCCAGGACAUGUUGACUUCACUCUUGAAGUAGAGAGGGCCCUUCGUGUACUUGAUGGUGCUGUUGCAGUGUUCGAUGCGUCUGCUGGUGUUGAGGCUCAGACUCUGACUGUUUGGAGACAAGCAGAAAAGCACCAUGUUCCCUGUAUCUGUUUCCUCAAUAAGAUGGACAAGUCAACGGCAGACUUAGGUUUUUCCAUUCAAAGCAUAAGAGACAAAUUGAAAGCCAACCCAGUUCUACUCCAGACUCCUAUCGGCAGUGGCAAGAACUUCACAGGCGUGGUUGACUUGAUAACCAACCAGAAGUUGAUAUGGAAGCAGAAAUCAGUGGGAGACGACGGACGUGCAUAUGAAGUCAAACCACUGAAUGAGUUAGACGACGCAGCUGUCCUGCAGGAGGCCAAAGGGGCCAGAUCAGCUUUAAUCGAGCAGGUUGCUGACUUAGAUGAUGAGUUUGCUGAGCUGUUGCUUAAUGACUUCAUUGAGAAUUUGGAUGCAGUUCCCUCCAUCAAACUUCAAGCCGCUGUGCGUCGAGUGACUCUGGCUCGUAAAGGCGUCCCAGUGCUCUUAGGAAGCUCUUUAAAAAACAAAGGUGUUCAGCCUCUUUUAGAUGCCAUCACCGCCUACCUUCCUGCCCCCAAUGAGCGGCACCACGACCUUGUACAAUGGUACAAGGACGACUUAUGUGCUCUGGCCUUCAAGGUCCUCCAUGACAAGCAGCGUGGUCCUUUGGUGUUUCUUAGAAUAUACUCUGGAACUUUGAAAGCACAGACAGCCGUCCAUAAUAUCAACAGGAACAGCAUUGAGAGGAUGAGCAGGCUGUUGGUGCCGUUUGCUGAUCAGCAUGUAGAAAUCCCCUCAAUGCCGGCGGGAAACAUCGCCUUGACUGUUGGCCUCAAGCAGACAGUCACAGGAGACACCAUAGUUUUAUCCAAGGCUUCAGCAGCAGCCGCAGCUCGCAGGGCUCAAAAUAAAGCAGACACAGGAAAAAAGCGUGGAGAACAUGCAAGUGUUAUUCUCUCUGGAGUGGAAGUGCCUGAUCCUGUUUUUUUCUGCACCAUCGAACCACCGACUAUGGCCAAACAGGCUGAUCUAGAGAAUGCUCUUAACUGCCUCCAGAGAGAAGACCCCAGCCUUAAAGUCAGGGUUGACCCUGAUUCUGGGCAGACCGUUCUGUGUGGGAUGGGGGAACUACACAUUGAGAUUAUCCAUGAUCGAAUAAGGAGAGAGUAUGGCAUUGAGACUCACCUUGGCCCAUUGCAGGUGGCUUAUAGAGAGACUAUUGUCCAGCAUGUUUCGACCACAGACACCCUGGACCGAACAAUUGGGGAAAAAAGACAUGUUGUGACAGUAGAACUGUCUGUCAGACCUGCUGCAGAUGCGGGGGGUUCUUGUCAAGUGGAAUUUGAAGAGCAAACAGUAGAGCUGUCACCAGAAAUGAAAGAGGCAGUGGAGAAUGGAGUGCACAGCUCGUAUCUCCAAGGUCCGUUGCUAGGUUACCCACUACAGGAUGUCUCUACACUGAUCCAAAGUGUCCAUGUAGAAUCAGGAACAUCUCUGGCCAUGGUGUCAGCCUGCGUGUCCCGCUGCAUGCUCAAGGCCUUGAAGUUAGCUGGGGGUCAGGUACUGGAGCCUGUGAUGUCACUAGAGGUGACUGUCGGAGAGGAUUACCUCGGUUCUGUGCUGGGGGACUUAGCCCAGAGACGAGGAACUGUCAGGGACAUCCAGAGUCGUCAUGACAACAAAGUACUGCUUGCAACUGUGCCCCUGGCUGAGAUGAUGGGCUACUCCACCAUCCUGCGAACACUGACAUCAGGCAACGCUACCUUCUCCCUUGAGCUGGACUCGUAUGAAGCUAUGAACCUCCAGGACCAGAACACCCUCCUAAAAAGAAUGUCUGGUCUGCUGUGAUGUGUGGAGUACUGGGACUAGUAGCUUUGUGAAACUAAUACCUGAACAGGCCUUUUCAGGAUUUAGACAAAAAGUAAAAGUAAG